Molecule: messenger RNA, 1307 nt
Organism: Rana temporaria (common frog)
Lineage: Eukaryota; Metazoa; Chordata; Amphibia; Anura; Ranidae
Gene: PTHLH
Product: parathyroid hormone like hormone
Exons: 5
Coding region: 285-794 (169 amino acids)
Biological process (GO): regulation of chondrocyte differentiation; osteoblast development; adenylate cyclase-activating G protein-coupled receptor signaling pathway
Cellular component (GO): extracellular region
Molecular function (GO): peptide hormone receptor binding; hormone activity
Source: RefSeq, a predicted model, not a curated record
ACGCUUAUGAUGUCACAGUUUUGUCUUUAUUAAGCGCUCAGUGAGAAGGAAUUCAGUUCUCCUCAACACUCAGCCAAAGGACACACAGCUCCUUCCUGGAGUACUGGAUCUGCAACAUCACAUCAGCACUGGGAAUACUACACAGGACUGCAGACAGGACUGAGCGCUGCUGGGGGAGCACAAGCAACAGGAGCUACAGAAAGGUUUCUCCUUUUGUUUCGAAAUAUCUGAUCCGACAGAGAGAAAAUUCUGGAAGACUUGGACAGGUCGCGGUUGCAUUCAAGAUGUUGCGAAGUCUCCUACCACAUUGUAGUUUGGCAGUUUUCAUCCUUAGUUGCACAUUCCCCGCACAUGGAAGACCAACGCAGGGACUCAACGGCAGAGUACGGAGGGCGGUUUCUGAACAUCAGCUGCUCCAUGACAAAGGACGAUCCCUCCAAGAGCUCCGGCGCAGGAUCUUCCUGCAGAACCUAAUAGAAGGAGUAAACACAGCAGAAAUCCGGUCAGUGCCGGACGAAUUGCCCCGUCCCAUCCCCAGCGUCAAGAACUUUAACACCCUGCGCCUGCCAGGCGAGGAAGAGGGAGUGACAACCCAGCUGACUCAGGAGACCCACAAAUUACAGAGCUUCAAAGACCCCCCACCAAAAGUCCCCAGCAAAAAGAAGAAGGGAAAGCCGGGGAAGAGAAAGGAGCAGGACAAAAGGAAGAGGAAAGAGCGGGCGACGCUAGAAGGCCUGCAAGACCCGCCCGGGUCAGAACUGUGGUGGGAGGAGCUGGGCAUCAGGACGCAAUGAGAAUUCAACUGGAGCCUCCUUACCUAUCAGAGAAACAGAACAUAAUGAUAAAAGAAGAUGGAUCCGUAAAAAAAAAUAAAAAGAAGAGCGGGGAGUGCAGCGGAGAUCUUUGAACUUGGACUUACAAGAUGUAUUUAUUUCCUGUAAAUAAAAACCAGAGACUGCCCGAACCCCCAAAUGCGCUGUCUUCCCCCGCCGUUUGUAAUACUGCACAGCCGCCCCCCCUGCGGCCCCUCCCUUCCCCUUAUUUAUUGGUUGGAUUAUAUAUUUAUUGUGUUUUGUUUUUUUAAUAUUAUUAUUCCUUGUGGCUGCUGGCGUCCCGUUUCAUGUUGCACUUUAAUGUCUAGAACGCGCCAAAAAAUUUUUGUUAUUAUUUUGUUUUUUUUAUUUUAUUUUUUGAUAUUGAAUUGAACAUUAUUAUUUUUUUUUUUCUCUUUUGUGCAUGUAUAAGAUGUGGCAACUGGUGGAAUUUGUACAGAAUGUGUAAUAAAUUUGGUGUCCAAAGUAAGCAAA